Messenger RNA from Symbiodinium sp. CCMP2592, 4314 nucleotides. Lineage: Eukaryota; Dinophyceae; Suessiales; Symbiodiniaceae. The record is from the annotation of a GenBank genome assembly.
AUGGUCCGUGUCAAGCUGGUGCUGGAUCUAACCUACCUGGGGACACGCUUCGUUGGGUGGCAGGCACAGCCCCCGCGGCCGCCAGAAGAAAAAGGAGUACCGGGCCCGUGUCGUCUCUACAACCGCGGUCGCUGCAAGAAGGGCGACGGCUGCGGUUCGGCACACAUCUGCUCAGCAUGCUGGAGGAGGGGACUUCGAGAAACCCAUGCACUGUCCGAUGCCUGCUGCCCCGAGCCGGAGCAGGUUUCGGUGCAGGAGGUGGUGGACGCAGCGCUUCGAAAGGCUGCCAGGCUGGAAGAGUGGCCGCUCACGUCGCCGCCUGGCGGGGUGGUGGCCAGUGGCAGGACAGAUCGCGGCGUCCACGCCUACCAGAUGAUCGCUUUCAGCAAUUGUCACAUGUCAGGAAGUCCCAGCGAUUCCAUGCUUUGCAACUUCCCAGCGGUGUUAAAUGCCAACUUGCCGGCAGAUGUGCGCUGUCGGUCUGCUUGGUGGACAUUAGAUCUCAGUUUCUGCACCCGUGGCACGGCCGUGAAGACCUACACAUACUACGUGGCCCAGCAAAGCCCAGGAGCUGAGAUUCCGCCCAGGGCGUUGACAGUCCUGCAGCAAGCCACCUGGCUCCUCCCUCCCGAGACGUCGUGCCUGGACCAGGCGCGCAUGAAAGCUGCGGCCUCGCAGCUCGUGGGACGACAUGACUUCUCUGCGUUGUCCUCGGCGUCCGGUGGGGAGGCCGCCGAGCCUACGAUGGAUAAUCAGGAAACUUUGGUCAUGGAGGAUCCCCCCGAGGAGCAUGAUGAUGGUUCAGAUCACUUAUCUGAACACGAUGGGGCAUCCGGCCCUGAUGAUAUUGCUUCUGAUGCACACGAGCCAAGCGAGGAUCUUGGUUCCGCAGAUGAGGAUGAUGAGGCUACUUUCCGGAAGAGAUUCGAGGCUUUCGAUUCGGAGCAAGUUGAGUGCAUCUUGCAAAGCAUCAAAUCUCAUGAGUUGUUUCCAUUCUUCGAAGCUUUUCAAUCCGGCAGUGCCGAAUGUCAUUCGGAUGCGAGCCUGUUCGGAACCCUGCCGGUCGAAGAUGUUCUGGCAUGGAAUGCUUGGUUGGAGGAGCAUGGUGAAGCUUUGUCGCAACAUCAUGACGCCUAUGCUAUGUGUAUGUGCAUAUGUGUGCACGCAUAUGCAGCUGCCAAGGCGAAGCUGUCGGUCUUAUCUGGGCCUGCCGAGGUGAAAGCUGCUGACGAAGCAGCUGGGGCACCUGAGGGUGCAAGUCCUGCUAAGGAUGAUGAUGAACAAGGUGUUGACGGAUCUGAUGGUUCCGAUGCUCCCGCUGGGGAUCAUGAUGGGUCCGAGGGGUCUGGGGAAAGCGAAGACCAGUUUGCGUUCUUGGAAGAUUUGGUGGCUCAUGCUAGAUCUCUCAAUGUGGAUGAUGAUAGCCGUGCUCCUGGCUCCUCGAAGCGACGGUUGGACUUUACAGAUGAUGAUGAUGAUGAUGGCCGUGACGUCAAGAAGGAGGGACCGGAGGGCGGACCAGAGUUUGUCCCAUCCUCCUUCAAAGUAUCGGGCCUGCCUGCUGCAGAUAUUAACAAAGUUCAGAAGGCGGCUUUGGAGAGUGUGAACCAUCCCAUCUUGACCCCUCAAGAACAGCUCGACCUCAUUAAGAACGAGCGGGCCAAGAAAGCUGCAACCGCGCCCAAGAAAGGCAAAUGUGCUGGGAAUGGGUACUUCGUCUACUGGGCCCCGUCUGGAACUCUGUAUACAAUUCGUACGAAGGCAGAAAAGGAUGGGUUUCAGGAUGAUGACGAUGCGAUCACUCGUGUGGUGGAUGGAGAGGAGGCUGAGAAUUUGAAAAAAGAGAGGAAGGCUUUGAUGUACAAAGCUAGAUCCGCAUUGACUGAUAGUCUACAAGCUUUCAGCUACGCCGGCAAGGCGAUCGAUGCCCCGCUUUGGGGCACUCUGCCCGGCAUGAGCUCUCUCCAGAACCACAUCUCGAAGCUGACCCAGCAGCACUUACGCUACGUAAAGGUGGGAGGACGAGAUCUGGUGAACACACAAGCUUAUACAGCGUCCUUCGGCAUGGCCAUUGCAUCACUGAAGAGUGGUUGCUUGGGCCUGCCAGCGUCUGGCAGUUCUGGUGUGGAUCUGCCACGUAGAAAGAAGGGAAAGACGAUGGAUGAAAGCAAGUGCUUGGAUAAGCUAGUGAAGAUGGGAUUCGAUCGAGGUGCUGCAUGCGCUGCUUUAGCUAACAACCAAGGGGAUGCCACAAAAGCUGUGCUAGCUCUUGUGGCUGCAGAGAAAGCCGGCUUGAAGAAGCCUGCUGAGAAAAGCAGUGAGAAGCCCGAAGCAACUGAGAAGAGCAAAGCCAAGAAGCCCAAAGCCGUGAAGCCCGCCAGCAGCGAGACACCCGACAAGGCCCAUGCAACGAAUGCCACAAGCAAUGAAAAGCCGGAACCCAUGGAGGUCGACGAGCCAAAAGUCGUGACUUCCUCAGCCGUGAAGCCCGCAAGCAGCGAGAAGCCCAAAGCCAAGAAGAGCAAAGCCGAGAAGCCCCCAAGCAGCGAGGCACCCGAGGAGCCACCAUCCAAGCGAUCCAAGAAAACCCCAGAAGAAGAUGAUGAGGAGGCUCUAGACAUGGUUGAGGAGCUAUCCAAGAUGCUGGAUGAAGUUAAGGGAAACAAGGAUAAAAAAGCUAAGAAGGAGAAAGAGGAAACCAAGGAGAAGAAGGAUAAAAAGGAAGCCAAGGAGAAGAAGGAGAAAAAGGAAACCAAGCAGAAGAAGGAGGACCACUCGAAACAGGAAACCACUGGGAAGAAGGAGCAAAAGGAAACAAAGGAGAAGAAGGAGAAAGCUGCAAGCAAGGAGAAGAAGGAGAAAACGGAAACCAAAGAGACGACGAGCACAGCAAGCAAUGAUGCAUCCCCUUUGGAGACCCCUCCCCCACGUUUGCGAGAGCCCCCUGCGAGCGCAGAGAAGGUUGAGAAAGCUGAUCUUCGCAACCUCAACCCGAAGUCGAUGGCCAAGUUUUUCAACCCUGACACAUACAAGGCUGGUGAUGCUCCGGCCCCGUGCAAAGCUCGCAAGGUCAUGGAACGCCAAGCAACGGUCGCAAGCAUCGAGGUGGAGGGUGCCCUGGUCGAAAGCCCAGAGCGCAACACCGAGACUGUGGCGGCCUCACCUACAGCCACGGAAGCUGCCACUGCCACUCCGCCCCCAAGCACAAACAAGGCAAGUCCGACCGCCGUGCCAACCCCUACCGAAGUGACCACCACGCCGUCACCCGCAGAACAAACUGAAAAGCCUGCCCGCAGCAAGACUCCCCAGGCACGGGCCAUCAAGCUUUCUCCUGCUCAGCUAGACGCAUUGAAAAACAUGGCCUCACCUACUGAUAUGCCUCGAGCUGAACGCAAGCGGCAGUUCGCUGCUUUGGGUCGUCAGCUCAAAAGCCAGGCAGAGUUGCACCCAGCACUCGUGGCUAAGUACAGUGCGGCUGAUGAUACGACGAAGUUUGACAUGCUCCGUGAGUGGAUGACGAAUGAUGGAGACCUUGGUGCUAUCUAUGUGGAAGAGAAGUUCACCAAGGUGGUGGAAAACAUGAAUACGGAUCAAUACGCCACCGUCACGGUGUUCCAAUUGGAGAAAAUGUUCGGGGAUUCUCCGGAGGCAUUGGAAUUUAUUGGCGAGUUGAUAAAAGGACAGAAGGGGACAGCACACCCCCAAGCGCCAACGAUUGCCAAAGCACGCAUGUACCGUGUGCUUAAGUGCAUCCUGGAGGAACAUCGCAAAGGUCACAAGGGUGAGACUUCUGUGAGUGUGUCGGGAGAAGUUUCGGAUCCAGCCGCUAAGAAAUCGAUCAGCGAGAAGAUGCAAAGUGGUUUGAAGGCCCUGGACAACACCCAAUUCCUGGAUAGGGACUCAGGCAAGAUUGUACUGAAUAAGAAGAACAGCAAGAUCCCAACCGCCAAAGUCCUAACCGCCGAAGAGAAGCUCGUUGACGACUUUAGCAAGCUGGUCAAGAAGUUUCGAGGCUUCCCAGCGAAGAUCACAGAACGACUGCGCGAUAUUGGUGGGAGCAAGCACUGCAAUGAGCUUGUGGAGAGCUUGAAGCACUUCCGGGACCAGCUGCCUUCUGAUAUCAAAAAGAUGGAGAAAGUCUUUGAGAAGAGCAGCGCUUCAAACCUGCAGGUUCCCUACGAUGAGUUUUGCUCAAAGGCUACCUUAAUCGAAGAUGAUCUUAAGGAGGCCCUUCGACGAAAGCCGAAGAAGGCCAAAACCGAUGCUAAUGCUUCUGCUAAAAAAGCAGCAAAGGGCAAAGCGGCCCCGUCCUAG